AUGACAGCCGACAGCAUCCCACUCGAUGUGGAAGGCUUGAUAAGCCAGCUUACGCUGGAGGAGAAGAUUGAUCUUCUGGCGGGUCAGGGAUCUUUCCGAACGACGGGCCUCCCUCAGCGAGGCAUCCCGGCUCUGAUCACUUCGGAUGGUCCCCAUGGCAUUCGCGGUCGACGCGCUUUCCAUCGAAACCCGAGCCCCAUGUUGCCUUCAGCAACUGGCAUGGGAGCAACUUUCAACGCCGAGCUUCUGCACAAGGUCGGGAACCUCCUCGGGGAAGAAGCCAGAGCUCGAGGCGUUCACGUCCUUCUGGCACCUACCAUCUGCCUCCAACGUUCGCCGCUAUUCGGUCGCGGUUUCGAGGCUUUCGCCGAAGACCCCUUUCUCAGUGGCAUCCUAGGAGCCGCCUACAUCAACGGCGUACAAGAGCGCGGUGUCGCAACCAGCGUGAAGCACUAUGCCGCGCACGACCAGUCCGACAACUCCAUUGAGGACAACGUCUGUAUGACCCAGCGCACGCUUCGGGAAGUCCACAUGCUCCCGUUCCAACUCGUCAUGCGCGACUCGGAUCCCUGGACAUUCAUGACCUCGUACAACAAGAUCAACGGAAUCCACGUGAGCGAGGAUCCGUUGCUUAUGAAGCAGAUUCUGCGCGACGAGUGGGGUUUUAAGGGGCUAGUAAUGAGCGAUUGGUUUGGUACUUACAGUACUUCCGAAGCCAUCAACGCCGGUCUGGAUCUGGAGAUGCCCGGUCCGACGCAGUGGAGAGGCAAGUGCCUAAGUCUGGCCGUCAACAGCCGUAAAGUACCGCGGACGGCCAUCGACGAGUGUGUCAGGAAUGUUCUCAACCUCGUCAACAAGGUCAUGGACACGAAACCUGAAGCGUACUUCUCUGCUACGAAUACGCCGGAGCAGCAGGCUCUGAUUCGGCAGCUCGUGGCGGAGAGCGUUGUUCUUUUGAAGAACGACAGAGGAGUGCUUCCUAUUAAAGUGUCGGAAAAGAGGCGUAUCGCAUUGAUCGGAGACCAUGUCAAGAACCCGGCCUUGAGCGGUGGUGGAAGUGCGGAGGUCGAGCCUUACUACUCCGUGACCCCUUACAACGCCGUCGUGGAAGAGGCUGGAAAGGAGAAUGUUUCUUAUGCCCUGGGAUGUCACUCUUUCAGAUUCAGCCCUCUUCUGAAGAAUCUCAAGCCCGCGAACGCUGAAGGGUUUGGUUGGUCAGUCGAGGUCUUUGGAGAGAAUCCAGACGAGAAGCCUGACGCCGAGGUCUUGCUAUCAGCCACUGCCGAGAAGGAACUCAUCGAUGUUCCGGAGAGUUUCCACGCGACCCUACCCAAGAAGUUCUAUGCCAGAGCUCGUGCUGUCUACACCCCAGAAACUACGGGUCCUUUCAGGUUUGGCUUCAGCACGUCAGGCAAGGGCAAAGUGCGCAUCGACGGGAAAGAAGUCAUUGACCUCUGGAGCAACCAGCCUCCCAAGACGGGCCCUACACCCUGUUUUAACAGAUUGUCUAUGGAAAAGUUCUGCGACACACAUCUGACUGAGGGCAAGACCAUCGACAUCGAGGUCAUCCAGGUCAACGAAGACCUUUCUGGCGGUGUCGGCACAGCACUGACACUUGCGGGCCGAGUCGGCGGUUUCGAAAUCAUCGAUGAAGACCUCGCCAUCAAGGAGGCGGCGGAGCUGGCCAAGAAGGUCGAUGUCCCCAUAGUAGUCACGGGUCUGUCGUCGGACUUUGAGUAUGAGGGCGCCGAUAGGAAGCACCUGAGACUGCCCGGCCGGGUCGAUGACCUGAUACAGGCUGUUCUUGCUGCCAAUUCCAACGCUGUCAUUGUUACGCAGUCAGGCUGUCCCAUUGAGAUGCCAUGGGAGUCUCAAGCGUCCACACUCGUGCACGCGUGGUUCGGCGGCCAGGAGACCGGUCACGGCUUAGCAGACGUCCUCUUCGGCAAAGCCAACCCCUCAGGCAGACUUUCCCAGACAUUCCCAAAGUCCAUCAAGCACACACCUGCUUAUCUCAACUUCUCAAAGACCGACUACGACAUCGUUUACGGGGAGGGAGUUUUCAUCGGUCACCGCUACUACGAGGUAACCGACCGGGACCCUCUCUUCUACUUUGGUCACGGUCUUUCGUACUCGACUUUCGAGUACUCGAGACUUCAGGUGCCGAGCACUUUUGAACCUUCGGUAGAUUUCAAGAUGAAGAUCUCGGUUGACGUGACGAACAAGGGCCCGUAUGACGGCGCGGACGUGGUUCAGGUCUACAUCCACGACCCCGAGAGCACUCUUCAACGGCCUGCCCGAGAGCUCAAGGCGUUUUCCAAGGUGGUUAUGAGAGUUGGCGAGACGAAGACUGUUGAGCUUGUCCUUGAUAAGUACUCGCUGUCAUACUGGUCGCAAGAGAGAUCGAAGUGGCUUGCGGAGGCGGGAGAGUACGUGGCGAUAGUCGCAUCGAGCUCGAACCCCAAGGACGAGAUCCUGCGGGCCAGUUUCCACUUGCCGCAGACGUUUUUCUGGGAGGGCGUCUAA
Molecule: messenger RNA, 2526 nt
Organism: Colletotrichum karsti
Lineage: Eukaryota; Fungi; Ascomycota; Sordariomycetes; Glomerellales; Glomerellaceae
Exons: 5
Coding region: 1-2526 (841 amino acids)
Biological process (GO): glucan catabolic process
Molecular function (GO): beta-glucosidase activity
Source: RefSeq, a predicted model, not a curated record